AUGUAUAUAUUCUUAAUCAUAGCAAUUUCCUACAUUACAGAUCUAGCAUUUCCGAAGCGCUAUAAGUUUUACAAAUCGGGUGUAUUGCCGGAUGCCUAUGAAUGCUGGACAAUGGAGCCCAAUCAUGCCGCUGAAGUAAUUGGUUACGGUGUUGAGCGAGGAACGAAAUACUGGCUACUCAAGAAUAGUUGGGGCGAUUGGUGGGGUGAUAGAGGAUUUUUCAAGCUUGAACGAGGUAUUAACGCUUGCCAGAUUGAAACACACGCAACAUCUGCUGGCCUUUGA
This is a messenger RNA of Gongylonema pulchrum, 285 nucleotides long. The record is from the annotation of a GenBank genome assembly. NCBI's taxonomy places the organism in Eukaryota, Metazoa, Nematoda, Chromadorea, Rhabditida, Gongylonematidae.